AUGAAUGGAACAGAGUUCCUAGUCUCCGACGACUCCCUGAAAAGUAUUGGGAUUGACGUCGAACGACUACUCGAGCAAGUAGCCGAAAGGCAACGACUCGAUGAAGGAGAUGACUUGGAGGGCAAAGAUGCCCCCGAGUUCGACCUCGACAUCAUGUUGGACGACGUCGUAGACUCCUACAAUGACAUCAAUCAGGUCGAAAGAUCUUGGGUAGAGGACGGAGAGCCUGAAAAGGUUAGAUCCAUUGUAAACACAACGGAUUACGAUGGAGUUAAAGAUAUGCUGAGCAAAGCGUACGAAGCCGGAUUCCCAGAGGACCGUGCUGAUGCGCUUGGCGCCAUUGUGCGCAAGGCGGAUAUCUGGCGAACAAAGUUUCGAGCCAGUGACCCACCAGCGAAUGUCCCUCCGAUGUCCAUUACGCUGAAAAGCGAUUCACGCCCCUACCGGUGCGCGUCUAGAAAGGUGAAUCCUCUGGAAAAGAGAUUCAUGGACGACUUUUGCAAUACACUUGUAAAUGCGAGAGUGAUCUGGCAAAAUGACCAGUCCAAGUAUUGCAGUCCAGUAAAUCCCGUCCUCAAGCCGGAAGGCAAGAGGAUGAAAGAGACGAAAGUCCGGGAGUGGACGGAGGAUGAAAUUCUCCAACAUUUCCGUUUAACCAUUGACUACCCUGCUAAGAAAUCAGCUCCUGAAAAACGGAGAUCUGAAUCUGAUGCAGCUUUGGGAAGAGAACCCAAGCGCGCACGGCAGGAUGAAGGGCCGAAAGGUCCUAACAACCGCAAGCGCAGACGCCAAAAUCGCCUGGAAUAUGGUGGUGGCAAAGGCGGUGGCAACAAUGAUGGCGGAGCAGGGGGAGGCAAUCCCCCGCCUGACAACGAAAGGAAGCCACCGUCGUCUGACAAGAAGGCCUGGAAAGGUAACUUCAGAUCGGAUAGCCGCGAACAAGGCGGUGGCCGAGGUUAUGGACGCAGUGGCAAUGGUGGAAGAGGCCAAAAACAGGGCCGACACCGCAACCACAGCAGUCAAAACCCAGAGCCCAUCGACCGCGACGCAGGCUACGGCUUUGGCUCCUCUGAAGCAUUGAGGGACAAAGCACGUGCAGAACGGGUGCAGUGUCAGUCAGAGAUGACUAGACUGGUACGGUCCGAGUCGGACAAACAGCCGGAGCAAGAACUCCCGGCGUCCGAUGAAGAAACAAAGAGACCGGCUAAUAUCAAUGACGUCCCGUCGGAACCGUUGACUACGACUAUAGCUCAGAUGAGCUAG
Molecule: messenger RNA, 1263 nt
Organism: Aphanomyces invadans
Lineage: Eukaryota; Oomycota; Saprolegniomycetes; Saprolegniales; Verrucalvaceae
Exons: 1
Coding region: 1-1263 (420 amino acids)
Source: RefSeq, a predicted model, not a curated record